Messenger RNA from Osmerus eperlanus (European smelt), 5277 nucleotides. It is a transcript of the gene arap2, whose product is annotated as ArfGAP with RhoGAP domain, ankyrin repeat and PH domain 2. The record is from RefSeq and is a predicted model, not a curated record. Gene Ontology annotation, molecular function: protein binding; GTPase activator activity; phosphatidylinositol-3,4,5-trisphosphate binding. Gene Ontology annotation, cellular component: cytoplasm. Gene Ontology annotation, biological process: signal transduction. NCBI's taxonomy places the organism in Eukaryota, Metazoa, Chordata, Actinopteri, Osmeriformes, Osmeridae.
AUGUUAGCUCAGAGCAAUACGCCUAUGCGUAUUGCAACUUAUUCUCAGUUGUAAAAAGGGGCGUGGAAUUGUUUCUGCGAAAAGGAAACUGGAAAGUGGUUUGAUCAGUGUUAACCACGUUGUAAGAGUUGUACUUGUAAAUUAUUUGACAAGACAAAAGUGUGAUACACUUGUGGCACAGAGAAGACAUGAGGACACCUAAUACUUCAUACCUUUUGUUGAACGUCAGCUCAAAUCCACUCCCCUGACCUCCCACUCCCAUCGAUGCUGAUCCUCAUCCUCUCUCCUGUGUGGAAGCCCUGGUUGUAGACCGCCAUGUCGGACCCCCCCGAUCCCAGCGAGGAUGUCUCCUCCUGGCUCAACAGCCUCCACCUGGCCCAGUACAUCGGCUGCUUCCAACAGGGGGGCUACUGGCACCUGGAGGACUGCAGGGACCUGACGGAAGAGCAUCUCCUGGAGCUCGGCGUGAACCCUACAGGCCACCGUAGACGCAUCCUGCGCAGCGUGGAAGCCCCGGGGGCGGAGCCGGAGGGGCAAGCCAGCGGGAGGGGCCGGGGGAAGCCGGUCCCUCGGCCGAGACACAUCUUCAAGGACACGAAGAGAGCAGCGUCCUGCCGGCAUCCCGAGCCAACCGGGCGGCCCGAUGUCUCGAAAGGCGGGCAGACUUUACUGCCGGGGGCGGGGCUAUGGUCAGAGGACACCGAGGGGGGGUGUUCCGACUCCUCCUCCCCCAGCGGGUCUCUCCGAAUCCCCCUGCCUGCCCAGCGAGACCCUCGCAACAUCCGCAACACCUCGUCCAGCGCCUCCACCGCCAGCAGUAGCGACUCUGUCUCUGUCUCACCCCUGCCCUCUGAUUGGGAGAUGUGCUCGGAGGACCUCUUCCCUUUCGCAGGGGAGAUCCAGACGGGUUCAGCCAAGCCCCAGUCCUGUGCCAGUGAGGAACCAGAGGGCUUCCAGGGAGAGAUGGUGGAUAAUGCCAUUUAUGAGGACUCCUCCAGGUUCAAGGGGCCCCGCGGUCUUAUGCCUAGCCACUCCUACAAACUCAGGCAUCGGCCUGUUCCAGAGAUCCCCGGCAAGGCCAUCCUGCCCCUCCAGGACUGGCGGGCACCCACGCCUUUAACAACCAGCGCAGAACACCUACCAACCAACCAGGCUCCCGCUGGUGCGAACGGCAAGCAGAAAUCCUCACUUCAGAGAACCUUGACUCCGAUUCACCCUUACGGAGAAACCUUUCUGUACAACAACCCAGGGACCACGUUGGAGGGAGACUCCAGGAGGGAGACCAAGGUGAACAAAACAAAGAAACUGAGAAAGAAACACGGCAGGCAGGAGCAGCUGGACGAUGGCGGCGUGGACCGAAGCCAUCCACCCCUCGCCUCGAUCGCCUCCAACCUCUACGAGGACGCCUACUCAACCGUCAAAGAGUGCACCGUCGCUUUGGCACAAGCCAAUCGGGGCCCGACACACGACAUCCCUCCCCCCCUCGCCGCCUCUGGCCCCGCGUCCAUGACGAUGGUCGAGUGCGACCUCUACUCCGAGUCCUUUGAUGCUCUGGGGGGUCUCAUCAGGAAUACUUUACCCCUCCAGACAGAUAUCUCUCCCUACGCCUGCUUCUACAGUGUCCCCAAAACCACACUGAAGACCGGUUGGCUGGAUAAGCUGUCCCCUCAAGGAAAGCAUGUUUUUCAGAGAAGAUGGGUGAGAUUAGAUGGAGAGGGUCUCGCCUACUACAACAAUGACAAGGAGAUGUACUCCAAAGGCUUGAUCCCACUGGGGGAUAAGCAGGUUCGACUGCAGGGGGACAACAAGUUUGAAGUGGUCACCUUGCUGCGAGUCUUCAUCUUCCGCACAGAGAGAGAAGCAGAGCGUCAGGAGUGGACAGAGGCUCUACAGACUGCCAUCACUUCCCCAGCUCCCAUGUCCCAGAAGCCCUCCAGUAAGAGCCGGGGCGGGGGCGUCCUGGCGACCAGCAGGAGCAGCUCCUUGGAGCUGCGAGGCUACAAAGGCAAGGUGUUCGUGUCCCUGGCCGGCACCAGGUUCAGGCUCUGCAAAAGUGAACAGGACUUCAAGGCCGGCCUGGCCAUCACCGUGGUGGAUCUGACUGCCGCCAACAUCAGAGACGUGGACAGGAGAGGCUUCGAGAUCAACACACCUUUCAAAAACUUCUGUUUCACGGCCGAGUCGGAGUGGGAGAAGGAGGAGUGGAUUGAAGCGGUCCAGGAAUCGAUCGCCGAGACUCUUUCCGAUUACGAAGUGGCGGAGAAGAUCUGGUUCAAUGAGUCCAACAGGAGCUGUGCCGAGUGCGGGUCGCCCCAGCCCGAGUGGGCCUCCGUCAACCUGGGGGUCGUCGUCUGCAAGAAGUGUGCAGGUCAACACCGCUUCCUGGGCCCCAGUCUCUCCAAGGUGAGGAGCCUGAAGUUAGACAGCACGAUCUGGAGCAACGAGCUGGUGGAGCUCUUCCUGGAAGUGGGCAACAAGAACGCCAACAGCUUCUGGGCCGCCAACCUGCCCCCUGAGGAAGGACUCCUCAUUGCGGCGUCGCCCGAGCAGCGCACAUCCUUCCACCGCAGGAAGUACAGAGAGAGGAAGUACCGGCGCGUUCUGGAGGGCCUGCACGACCAGGAGCAGCUGAACCAGGCGCUGUGUGCUGCCGUGGUCCUGCCUGACGUGCUGGAGACCAUGGCCCUGGUGUUCAGUGGAGCUGACGUCAUGUGUGCCACGGGAGACCCCGUCUGUUCCACCCCCUACCUCCUGGCCCAGAGGGCAGGCCACAAGCUGCAGAUGGAGUUCCUUCACCAAAACAAACUCUCAGAUUUCCCCAUGCUGGACCCGGUGUCUGAGCGCAGCGCCGCGUCCGACGCCCCCUCCUUCAUGGACGGCUUCCUCUACUGCUCCCCCGGCCCCUCCAAGGCCACCCUGGACCGACGAGGCCGAGACAGAGACGACCUUGUGCGACGCUGGUGCACCCUAGAAGGGGGUUUCCUCAGUUAUUACGAGAACGAGCGCACGCCCGCCGCCUUGGGCAGAGUGGACAUCACCGAUGUCAUCAGCCUGACCGUCAACCACGCUGAGACCAUGACCGGAGCAGGGGCUGUGUUCACGGUGGAGCUCUACCUUCAGUCAGAGAGAGUGCUGCUGUUCGGAGCCGAGACGGAGGAAAAGCAGCAGGACUGGGUCCGUGCCAUUACCAAGUGUUUCGUCCCGGCUAAAGUGGAGGCUAUGUUGAGGCCAGAUAGCGAGCUGAUUGGCCGGCUCUUCUACAAGGAAGGUCACGACCUCUACCAUUGGAGAGUUGGCUGGUUCUCUCUGGAAGGCUCCACCCUCCACUUCAGCUCGGGGAAGACGGAGGGCACAGAAGGGGCACUGCAACUCAAACAACUACAGGAACUUACGAUCUCUACCUAUGUGGAAGGUGAGGAGAGGAUGCAGGUGCUUCUCAUGGUGGAAGGAGGAAGAACUGUGUACAUUCACAGCUACAACAAAGUGGACUUCGCACUGUGGCACUCUGCCAUCCGAUUGGCCGCGGGCACAGACGGAAAGGCGUUGAGAAACCAGCAGCUCAGUAAAAAUGGCGUCCCCAUCGUCGUCGACAGCUGCAUUUCCUUCGUCACCCAGUAUGGUCUGGGUCAGGAGGGGCUGUACCAGAGGAAGGGGGAUCCGGCCCGUGUAGCCCAGCUCCUGGAGGCCUUCAGGGGGGACGCGCGCAACGUCAAGCUGAGGGUCCAAGAGCAUGGCCUGGAGGACGUCACCCAGACCCUACGGACGUUCCUGUCCCAGACAGAGGACGCCCUCCUGGCCAAGGAGCUCUACCCCUACUGGGUGUCCGCUCUAGAUGAGGAGGACGAGAGGGACCGAGUGAAGAAGUACUCUGCCUUCAUCCGCAGCCUGCCCAAGAUCAACAGGUCCACCCUGGCGGCCCUGCUGCAGCACCUGUUCAGGGUCCAGUGGUGCUCUCACCUGAACCAGAUGCAGACUCAGGACCUGGCCCGCCUCUUCUCCCCCUGCCUCUUCCAGACAGACGGCCAGAACCAGCAGGAGGCCGGCGUGGUGCAGGACCUCAUCAACAACUAUGUGCAGCUGUUUGAUGUCCAGGAGGACCAAGUGAAGCAGAUGAAGAAGGAGAACAGUUUCAUUACGAGGUGGAAUGACAAAAAGGAUGCCACAUUCUCUCCAGCAGGGGACUUGAUCUUUGAGGUGUACCUGGAAAGGAGAGAGCCCGAAAACUGCUGCUUAAUCAAGCUGUCUCCAACCAUGCGGUCAGGUGAGUUGACGGAGACCACUCUGGGAAUGAAGAACAUUGUCACAAACGCCGGUGACUUUUGGACCGCAUACGAAGUUAUCGAGAAUGGAGAGCUAGAACGACCACUGCACUACAAGGAGAAGGUUCUAGAACAGGUAUUGGAAUGGAGCACAAUGGACGACCCUAGCUCCGCCUUCCUUGUCAUCAAAAAGUUCAAAGGAGUCAAAACAGGUUCUGAACGUUUAGGACAGAAGCAGUGUCUGAAAGGCAACUACUUGAAGUACAGGGAUGGAUCCUCGAAGCUGCUAACUGCCAGUAAAUUCCAGGACAGAUAUGUUGUCCUCAAGGAUGACAAGCUGCUCCUGUAUAAAGACAUUAAAAACACUAAACCAGAGAGAGAGAUCCCAAUCAAGUGUGGGAAGUGUUACCUGGGCCUCAAGAAGAAACUGAAACCUCCAACCAGUUGGGGCUUCACCAUCUAUACAGACAAACAGCAAUGGCAUUUCUGCUGUGAAGGGGAGGAGUCACAGGUAACCUGGGUGACUGACAUCAUUCACAAAAUGCAUGGAGCGGACCUGUGGUCUAAGAGCACCGACCACAAAACACCAGUAGGUCACAAAGCCACCAGUGGUAGAGCUGUAGCUGGUGGCCAGAAAACCAAGCACAACAUCCCCAAGCAACCGCCAGAAAAAGUAUUUUCCCUUCACCUCAGCCCGAGUGACGGUGGGCCCAGCCCUGGUGUGGGGGGCAGUGCCCUGUUCAAGGCUACCCUCCUGGCUGACUGCCUGAAACCAAAGAACCAGCUCAGCAUCCCUGACGCGGGCCAGAAGAGAGCCUCCGUGCCGACCCUGCCAAGCUGCCCCUCCCCCCGCCCCGCGCCCGGGCCCAUGCCCCUGCCCCUGUCCCCUAAGCCCGGGACCAGGGGCCCCAACAGGAGGCCCCAGCGGGGCGGCGAGGGUGCCAUGCCCCCCAGUUUUCUCCGCGAGCUCAACACGGUGCUGAGCAAGACGGGACGCAUCGCCAAAGACGAGAGCUGA